AUGUACUUUGCAAACUAUUUGUACCGAAGCAACUUGGCAAAUGCCUACGUCUCUGGGAUGAAGGAGGACCUGAACUUCCAUGGGAAUCAGUUCAAUCUCAUCAAUACCGUCUUUACUGUUGGUUAUGUGCUAAGCCAGGUCCCAUCUAACCUGGCUCUCUACCGCCUUAAAGCCACGGGACUUUCUGCCGGGCAUGAUGGUGGAUGGGGCGGCCUCACCAUGGCUACUGCGGGCGGUCGCAGCCGCAAGGAUUCAUGGCCAUCCGCUUCUUUCCUAGGCCUGGAGCGAGAGCUGGGGAAACGCUCUGGGAUCUUUACUGCGUCUGGUCUGGCAGGGACAAUGUUCGGUGGCUUCAUCCAGACUGGUAUCAAUUCAUCCUUACAUAUGAAGCAUGGCUUGCCAGGCUGGAGAUGGCUCUUUAUAGUUGAUGGGCUUGUCACCAUUCCCAUUGCUGUCUAUGGGUUUUUCCUCUUCCCAGACACCCCAAAAACGACUCGUGCGCCUUACCUCACGGCCGAGGACAGGGAAUUGGCUGUAGCCCGGCUGCCGUCAUCGACUCACGACGCCGAGCCUACGAAGCUCAACUUUGCCCUUGCCAAACGGGUUUUCUCGACCUGGCAUCUGUACGGCUUUGUGAUUCUCUGGAUAAUUGCAGGUGAGACAGAGUCCUUCUCGACGAACUCUCUGCUGGCCCUUUACAUGAAAUCACAUCCGACCAUCAAGUAUACCGUGGCGCAGAACAACAACUACCCGUCUGGCAUUCCUGCCGUCGGCAUCGUCUCAACCCUCAUCUGGGCGACACUCACGGACUUUCUCGGCGGGAAACGCUAUCUUGUGGGCUACUGGAUUGGUAUCACGGGCGUAGUCACCUCUGCCAUGAUCCUGGCGCCGGGCUCGUCGACGGCCACCAUCUUCGCAGCAUACUACUGGGCUGGCUCCGUCUAUGCCUGCCAGGCCACCUUUUUUGCCUGGGCCAACGACGUGAUGCGGUACAAGGACGACGCCUGGCGUAGCAUCGUCAUUGCAGGCAUGAACAUGGGUAGCAACAUUAUCAAUGCCUGGUGGAGCAUCGUCUUCUACCCAGCCAGUGAUGCCCCUUAUUUCAGGUCUGGCAUGUAUGCUAUGAUAGCGUGCUCCAUAGCCAUGGCGAUAUGGACGGGAUUUGUGACGUAUAUGUCCUGGCGAGAAGGGAAGCAGAGAGUCGACAGCGAACAGCCGGCGGAGAAAGAGGACAUCCGCAGCAAGGAGUGCUAA
Nannizzia gypsea CBS 118893 is the source of this 1254-nucleotide messenger RNA. Its product is annotated as pantothenate transporter liz1. Gene Ontology annotation, biological process: pantothenate import across plasma membrane. The record is from RefSeq and is a predicted model, not a curated record. The transcript has 6 exons. Gene Ontology annotation, molecular function: pantothenate transmembrane transporter activity. Bases 1 to 1254 code for a protein of 417 amino acids. NCBI's taxonomy places the organism in Eukaryota, Fungi, Ascomycota, Eurotiomycetes, Onygenales, Arthrodermataceae. Gene Ontology annotation, cellular component: plasma membrane.